GUCAAAAAAUUCAACACACCAGCAGUGUGAGGAGACCUGAAAGUGGCACAUGGCAUGGCAGAGUGUGACGAUGGAGACAGCAGCAAUGGGAGGCCGUACAGGGACCCAUGAGAGACUCUGGACUUGGCAGCAGCAUGAGGAGGCGGUAUAUAGGGGCCCAUGGCAGAUUAGGGGCCUGGCAGCAGCUAUGGGAGGCCCGUAAUCUGCCAGCACCCUAUGUCAAAAAAUUCAACACACCAGCAGUGUGUGAGGAGACCUGAAAGUGGCACAUGGCAGAGUGUGGCGAUGGAGACAAC
Messenger RNA from Staurois parvus, 296 nucleotides. Lineage: Eukaryota; Metazoa; Chordata; Amphibia; Anura; Ranidae. The record is from the annotation of a GenBank genome assembly.